Molecule: messenger RNA, 1016 nt
Organism: Bombina bombina (fire-bellied toad)
Lineage: Eukaryota; Metazoa; Chordata; Amphibia; Anura; Bombinatoridae
Product: phosphatidylethanolamine-binding protein 1
Exons: 4
Coding region: 68-628 (186 amino acids)
Biological process (GO): negative regulation of MAPK cascade
Source: RefSeq, a predicted model, not a curated record
CUGCAGGGGGACUUAGCACCGUCGUAUUUGACUAUUUGUGCGUACAGUGAGCGAAGACAGGUUAGAGAUGCCCGUGGAUAUUUCCCAGUGGAACGGACCUCUGUGCCUCUCUGAUGUGGAUGAGAAGCCAGCACACCCACUGAAAGUCUGCUAUGGGACACUGCGUGUAGAAGAGCUGGGGCAAGUGCUGACACCAACGCAGGUUCAGCAUUGUCCAACGAUUGAAUGGGAAGGCAUGGACCCAAGGAAACUGUACACUGUGGCGCUAACUGACCCUGAUGUGCCCAGCAGGAAGGAAUGCCAUUUAGGGGAAUGGCAUCACUUACUGGCAGUUAAUGUGAAAGGCAAUGAUCUCAGCACUGGCUGCAUUCUCACUGCUUACCUUGGGUCUGCACCUGCUAAAGGGACAGGUCUUCACAGAUACACCUGGCUGGUUUAUGAGCAGACUGGGCCAAUAAAUUGUAAUGAGCGCAUUUUGGGUACCACUUCUGCGGAUCAUCGAGCCCAGUUUAAAGUGGCUGCUUUCCGUAAAAAGUACAAGCUUGGAGCUCCCAUUGCUGGCGCCUGUUACCAGGCGGAGUGGGAUGAUUUUGUUCCCACAUUGUACAAAAUGUUGGGGGUAGAGUAACGUUGACAUUCUGUUUUCUGAUGGCUACUUUUGCUGUGAAACCAUUAAAAUAAAAUAUAAAAACUUUGCAGCUUUUAGUGAGUUGGAUUAGAUAACAAAUGUGUGUAUUUUACAUUAAUAACUUUGAAAUCAAUUAUAAUCCUAUAGAAAAGCUUAUCAUAUUAUUUGUCUACAAAAAUUCCAAUAGAUUUUAAUUGUGAAUUCUGUUAAAAAAAUCAUUAGAUGCAUUUUUCUAAAAGAUUGUGAACAAUACAUUUUUUUAUGAGAUUGCUUACGGAUUUUCUUUUCUUUUUGUAUUUAGUACAAAAACUGUUAAAGUAAUUGCGUAUUAAAAUGUCUUUAAUAAAAAAUACAAAAUUAUAAAUAAACACGUUUAUUGCAAAUAUAA